Molecule: messenger RNA, 237 nt
Organism: Echinostoma caproni
Lineage: Eukaryota; Metazoa; Platyhelminthes; Trematoda; Plagiorchiida; Echinostomatidae
Source: the annotation of a GenBank genome assembly
AUGUCGCAUUGGAGGGUUCAGCAAUGGCGAGCAUUCGCCAAACAGUGGUAUAUUUACGACGCAUUCAUGCAAUGCCCAAUGCUAUCCGGAGAGAAAAUAGCGAAGUAUCUGAUGGGGAAACAUAUACGCUACUAUGAUCCUCAAAGUAAGAUAAAUCUUGUGUUCCGCAUGUUCUGUGGUUUCAGCGGAUUUCGGAGCCAACGUUAUUGUUUUCAAUACCAGGCAUAUAGCUGCUAA